UGUGGUCGGCGUGGUGGAAGGACACAGUGAGGUUCUCACCUCCGCCCCCCGCCCGUCGCUCGCAUCCCCAGUUCCAUCAAAGCCAACCCGGACCAGCGCAGGGAUCUCCGAGUUGCGAGUGUGCUGAGGCUGGGACUGUCACUCAUUCUCCGCUCAGCGCGUGAACGCAGCUCGGCAGUGGCUGGCAGGAAACAAUUCUGCAAAAAUAAUCAUACCCAGCCUGGCAAUUGUCUGCUUCUCGGUCCGUUGCUCCGCCGCCGUCCACAGUCGCUAGCAAGGGGAAGGCACAGAAUUUACCGCGGCCAGAACAUCCCUCCCAGCCGGCAGUUUACAAUGCUGCGAACUAAGGAUCUCAUCUGGACUUUGUUUUUCCUGGGAACUGCAGUUUCCCUGCAAGUGGAUAUUGUUCCCAGCCAAGGAGAAAUCAGCGUUGGAGAGUCCAAAUUCUUCCUGUGUCAAGUGGCAGGAGAAGCCAAAGAUAAGGACAUCUCCUGGUUUUCCCCCAAUGGGGAAAAGCUGAGCCCAAACCAGCAGCGGAUCUCGGUGGUGUGGAAUGAUGAUGACUCCUCGACACUCACCAUCUACAAUGCCAAUAUCGACGAUGCCGGCAUCUACAAGUGUGUGGUCACUGGCGAGGAUGGCACCCAGUCUGAGGCCACGGUCAACGUGAAGAUCUUCCAGAAGCUCAUGUUCAAGAAUGCACCAACCCCACAGGAGUUCAAGGAAGGAGAAGAUGCUGUGAUUGUGUGUGAUGUGGUCAGCUCUCUGCCCCCAACCAUCAUCUGGAAGCACAAAGGCCGAGACGUUAUCCUGAAAAAAGAUGUCCGAUUCAUAGUCCUGUCCAACAACUACCUGCAGAUCCGGGGCAUCAAGAAGACAGAUGAGGGCACUUACCGCUGUGAGGGCAGAAUCCUGGCCCGGGGGGAGAUCAACUUCAAGGACAUUCAGGUCAUUGUGAAUGUACCACCCACUGUCCAGGCCAGACAGAGCAUCGUGAAUGCCACUGCUAACCUGGGCCAGUCUGUCACCCUGGUGUGCGAUGCUGAUGGGUUCCCAGAGCCUACCAUGAGCUGGACAAAGGAUGGGGAACCCAUUGAAACCGAGGAGGAAGAUGAUGAGAAGCACAUCUUCAAUGAUGACAGUUCUGAGCUGACUAUCAGGAAUGUGGACGAAAAUGACGAGGCCGAGUACAUCUGCAUUGCUGAGAACAAGGCUGGCGAGCAGGAUGCGUCUAUCCACCUCAAGGUCUUUGCAAAGCCCAAAAUCACCUAUGUAGAGAAUCAGACGGCCAUGGAACUAGAGGAACAAGUCACUCUUACCUGUGAAGCCUCAGGAGAUCCCAUCCCCUCCAUCACCUGGAGAACUUCCACCCGAAACAUCAGCAGUGAAGAAAAGACUCUGGAUGGACACGUGGUGGUACGCAGCCACGCUCGUGUGUCCUCUCUGACCCUGAAGAGCAUCCAGUACACAGAUGCUGGAGAGUACAUCUGCACUGCCAGCAACACCAUCGGCCAGGACUCCCAGUCCAUGUACCUUGAAGUUCAAUAUGCCCCCAAGCUCCAGGGCCCUGUGGCUGUGUACACUUGGGAGGGGAACCAGGUGAACAUCACCUGUGAGGUCUUUGCCUACCCAAGUGCCACAAUCUCCUGGUUCCGAGAUGGUCAGUUGCUGCCAAGCUCCAACUACAGCAAUAUCAAGAUCUACAACACCCCGUCUGCUAGCUACCUGGAGGUAACCCCUGACUCCGAAAAUGACUUUGGAAACUACAAUUGUACGGCAGUGAACCGCAUUGGGCAGGAGUCCUUGGAAUUCAUCCUUGUUCAAGCAGACACACCGUCUUCUCCAUCCAUCGACCGGGUAGAACCCUACUCCAGCACAGCACAGGUGCAGUUUGACGAGCCAGAGGCCACAGGUGGAGUGCCCAUCCUCAAAUACAAGGCUGAGUGGAAGUCCCUGGGGGAAGAAGCAUGGCAUUUCAAGUGGUACGAUGCCAAAGAAGCCAACAUGGAAGGCAUUGUCACCAUCAUGGGCCUGAAGCCUGAGACAAGGUAUGCAGUACGACUGGCGGCCCUCAACGGCAAGGGGCUGGGCGAGAUCAGUGCAGCCGCUGAGUUCAAGACACAGCCAGUCCAUAGCCCUCCUCCACUGGCUCCUGCUAACUCUUCCACCCUUGUUCCAUUGUCUUCACAAGCUACAACCUGGCCUCUUCCUGCCCUUGCAACCACAGACCUGUCUAAAGGGGAACCCAGUGCACCCAAGCUGGAAGGGCAGAUGGGAGAAGAUGGGAACUCCAUCAAGGUGAACCUGAUCAAGCAGGAUGACGGAGGUUCCCCAAUCAGACAUUAUCUGGUCAAGUACCGAGCGAAACUUGCCUCUGAGUGGAAACCCGAAAUCAGGCUCCCAUCCGGCAGUGAUCACGUCAUGCUCAAGUCCCUGGACUGGAACGCCGAGUAUGAAGUAUAUGUGGUAGCUGAGAAUCAGCAAGGAAAAUCCAAGGCAGCUCAUUUUGUGUUCAAGACCUCAGCCCAGCCCACAGCCAUCCCAGCCACCCUGGGAGGAAGUUCCACCUCCUACACCUUGGUCUCACUGCUCUUCUCUGUGGUGACUCUUCUUUUGCUCUGUUAGGAACUUGAAAACACACACACACACACACACACACACACACACACACACACACACACAUACAGGCACGCACGCACGCACACAUGCACACAAAUUAUAAUUGCUUAAAAGCCCAGUUCCUAUGAAAAUGAUCAAUUGUUCCCCCUUUGAAAGAUCCUGUCAGGACUUCGGUUGCCUGGCCACAGCUACUGAGCAAGUGUUGUGUGUGAACAAGGAAGGUCAUGGUGAUUGGAAACAGAUUUACCUCCUGAGAUUUUUGUCAUUCAGUGAUACUUUCCUGUCACUUCGUAUGGGGUCUUCUCCUUUUUUAAUAGCAGUAGAGAGAGAGAGAGAGAGAAAGAGAGAGAGAGAGAGAGAGAGAGAGAGAGAGAGAGAGAGAGAGAGAGAGAGAAAUUGAGAGAUAUUUCUUUCAAUACUAUUUUUCAAAAACAGCAUUAUGCAAGGUUUACGGAGAUGUUUCUGCUACCUGCUCCUUGUGCUUUUGCUGUUGUUCAUAAAUACAGCAGAGGAAGAAUUCUAGACUUCUGAACCUUGGCUCAGAUUGUUAAAGUCACCACAUGUGCCCUUCAUUCUAACACUGCGCCCUGCCCUCCACCUUUCAAUAGGCAGUUAGCUUCGCCUACAUUUAAGUAUUUAAGUACCCAUGUUGUACUUAAGUAUUUAGGUACCAAGUAUUUAAGUACCCAUGUGGUGACUCACCUGAGCACUCUGCUGACAUGAUAGGUGAAUUAAAUCCUCCUGUGGCCCAUGAAGUGGGAAAGUUGAAAUUGUCUAUUUUCUGGAGCUGAUGAACAUUCUGGAAGGUGCUGUAAUGCUGGUGUUAGCCCAAUGUCUUCUGCUGUCUUUGUGAAGAAGGCCAAAUUGUGAUGUGCCCAAUAGGAAUGGGCCCAGAGCUAAUUCUUCCACUUCACAGUAGGAUGCUUCAGAUGAGCACUAAACCUCCAGAUCCUGGGGUCUGUGGUCCAGGCACGACCUCCAUCAUCACCAUAAGCACAGUAUACCAGACAGGUUAGAAGCAUCCACUGUGAAUCAGUCACCUCCCACACCUUCGCCCUAUAUGCUCCAAAGAGCACAAGGUAAGGGAUUGAGGGAACGUUCUACCCCCACCCCACCACAGUGUUAAUACGUUUGAGCAGUCUGCCUGUCAGCACUUCCAGAAUGGUCCAGCUUCCCUAAUGGUCUCUACGACACUUUUAAAAUUAUUAUGCAAAGCCAGGAACUGCUGUCUGCUGUUGCACAAUUCACCCAGAAGAGGAAAUGGGUGUGUCACAUCGGACGCAUGAGACCCAAGGCUGACUACCACCCGCUAGUAUCAGCGUGUGAACUUUGGGAUGGACCCUCCAAUGAAUAAAAACUCCCUCCCCUACCAUGGCACCUGUCAUUCUACCUAUCUCAUCUCUGAACAUCUCCACGGACGUUUAAUUUAUGUUCUUUUUGGUUCUUUACCUGUUUCGUUUCUGUCGUUACAUUUUAAUGCUCAAAGACUAGCCUUUCCUUUUGGGAAUCCAAAUGACCCUGAAUUGUGGUCUGCAGGCAAAGCCAACUGUGUGGCCACCUGCCAGUAUCCCCAGUGUUCAGCCUAGAGGCUUCACAGUGCUCAGCACCUAAAACUGACAGUGCCUCUCGCUCAGCUAUGGACCUCUGCUCUGGACCUUUGGCCUCUUCCCACCAGCUCAGUGAAACAAGAUUGCUCUUGGGCACAGGGCAGUACAGCAGAGAAAAGAACAGGGGGCCUCAGGGCCUGAUAUGAGAAUCGCAGGUCAGUUAAGGAAAGCUUCAGGGAAGGCAAGAGAGGUCCUACUGGGGUCCUCUUCUGAUGGCCCUGGAGAGAGAGAUGUCACACUAGUGAAUUGUGGUCUGCAGGCAAAACCAACUGUGUGGCCACCUGCCAGUAUCCCCAGUGUUCAGCCCAGAGGCUUCACAGUGCUCUGUGCUCCACUGUUCACUCUAGGAGAACUUGGAGUCUGCCUCGGCCUCAUCACUGACCCACUCACAGGAGAGGGACAGUGUCAAUAUUUCUAAAGGGACCUUUGGAGAUGAACCCUAAAUUUCCAGAGCUCUAGCAUGAUCCUUAGCUCUUAGCAGACAUAGGUUCCAUCUGAAAAACCUUUGGGCUUAUUCCAGCCUGUUUGUGGCUUGUAAUGGUGUACUCUAUUGGAGACAGCUUUAAUGUGCACUAGCCAUGGCCAGACACUGGGUCCCUCCAUGAAAGUUAUGACUCCUAGCCCAGCCAGGAGUCCUUAAGAAAGCAGCCCCCAGGUAGCCCCAAGGAAGUGAGCUUACCACCCCCCCACCUCCACCUCUGCACUGUGAAUCAGUACAGAUACACUAUCUGCCAUGAGGGUUCUCUUAUCAUUUUUAGAAUAUUUAUACAGCAGGUUCAGAUCAUGUUUUUCUACUAAUAAGAAUGCUAACGUCAUUGUGUAGAUAAUCAGCAAGACUUUAUGAAGUUUACACCUUUGCAUUAUUAAAGGAUAUAUAACAGUUCAUGUAAACUCAACAGCGUGUUUUGACUUUCUUUGGUAUUUGUGUUCAACACAGUGCCCAAAAUAAAAACCUCUCUGUCCACCUCACAUGCACUUGAUAACUGAUUCCUAGGGGAGACAUUAAAUUGGACCCCACCUUUGGUAGGAAGGAGAGUUCUAAUCAAAGGCAUUUUCCCAUGAAAAUCAUUAUGCUUUUCUAAGUGAUCCUGAAGGUGUCCAGUUCCUGUUACCUGGGAAUCCUCAACAGACAAUGAGAGGAACGAGCAUUUGCAAAACUGGGGAGGUAGUCACUCUGAAGACGAGUUCAGGGGUGGCACAGUCCACCAGAUACAGAGCUCUCCAGCAAGUCUUAUGUGUAUGUAGCAACCUUUUCUCCUCCUCACAAUACACACACACACACACACACACACACACACACACACACACACACACACACAUAUACUCAGGGAUCUUAUGAUAGAUAGAAAGCUUUUGUUGACAAGCUACAUUCUGUGCCUAGCCAGCUCCAGGAAGGAGCAAGCAGAAAUAUAAGGGGCUUCUGAAAAAACUAGCCCUAGAGUUCAACCAUUCUGGUAGCCUGACAGUUAUAUUGAGACCAGGGCUUCAGCGCCUGGGGAGCCAUAAUACAAUAACUCAGAUCCAGCUGGGCACCUAGAAAAUGUGAGAUCCAUUUAAAGGCACAGGAAAAUUGGUAUAUAUGUGAGUCUCAGCCUUGGAGCAAGCCAGUUAAAUGCCAAAACUGCUUUGAAUGCCAAGCUCUCAAGCCAAGAGCCAAAGAAAACAGACAGCCCAGGCAGGCACUGCUCCAGGCAGCUCUUACCUAGGAAGAUGUGGGAAAGCUGCCCUCCAGGAAGCCUUCUUUAUGUGCAAGGUACCUAGGUGGGCUUGGCACAGAGGGUGAGAGGAAGGUCAUGGGGAAGGUAGACGUCUGAAAGGUUUGGGGCUGUUUUGUUUGUUUGUUUGUUUUUGCUUUUCCUUUUAUGACCCAUUCAAUGAGAUGUAGGAUCUAGACCUCGUCCCACCCGUUUUCCUGAACUAAACUAUUCUGUAACUAUUCAGGAAUGUCUCCUGACCCCAGGACCCUUUGAUCUGUAUCACAGACUCCUCUUAUUUCCAUCUCUCUGUCAGGGCCACCAUCAUUCUCUCCAACUUCAGGAGCACUCACUUGCUGUAGAAGUAUCAGUCCUUGGAAGUGGUGGGCUGGGUGGCCCCUUUCUUUCAGGAAUCUUUACUUUCUCUCAAUGUUUCUGCAUCAGACCACGUUUGUUCUAUCUGAGACAUGGAGCAACCCUUUGGUGAUGGGUCCUGGAAUCAGGCAUGAGCCACUGGGAUUGAGGUCAGGGAAGACUUAGGAAUGGUGGCCCUCAUAUGAUUAGGGUACUUGUUCAAAUCCCAAUUCCUGAUCCUCACUGCCCAAUGAUUCUGGUUCUAGAAUUGAAGAGCUCCAGAUUCUCAGUAUUUAAGAAACCAUCUAGGAAUUCCACUACAGGUGGAGAAUUGCUAUGUUAAGUGUUAAAAGGCAUUUAGUUUUCAUGCAAAAUUAAAAUUGCAAAACUUGAUGACUAAAGAUGUGGUCUACCAGUAUUUUAGUAUUCCAGAAAAAAAUGCACACUGUGGAGACUGGUAUCUUGGAAAUAGUAUCAUUUUGUGGAGACAUCAUGUGGAGUAAUUCUGUUUUGGAAUGAGGUAUUUGUGGUUGAAAAAGAUUUGCAAAACAUCCUUGACCAAGACCCUCCUAGAUACAGGUAUCUCAUCCAUAGGAUUACAACCUCUGUCCAGUCUCUGUUUAAUGCUUCUAGAAAUAGAGUGCUCACCUCCCAAAGCAACUCACACUGUUUGAAUUUCUAUGCUUGUCAACCCUUCCUGUGGGGCUGUAGUCUGCUCCACCCCCCAUAUUGGCAUCUACUGAUGCUGUGCAGAAUACAGGUCCUUUUCCUCCCUGUGACACACAUUGACAUUUUUGGAAUGAUGUUCUCUUCCCCAGGCUGAAUAUUCACUCAGCCAUCCAACAAAUAUUCUGUCAGAGUCACCCUAGUGACUGGGGAAACAGAAGAGAGAGCAAGCACCUGCUAGGGUGUCCUAGAGAAGCCAUGCAGAGAGAGCAUGCAUGUAAAUGCCCAGGACAAAAGGUCACGUGGUGGCCAGAAGAGAAGAGAGUAGAGUGACUUGGUAGAUAAAGAAGGUAGAUCUCCAAGAAGGUAACAUGGGACCUGUAAGACAACACAGCUACACAAUCAGCCAGGCCCUGGGGAGAUGACAGGCUGGCAUAUUCAUCAGGCAGUAUACAGACUGGCCUGGAACUGAAGGUCAGACCCUGCUUUAAGAGGGUCAGAGGGACUACACAGGGGCCACAACACAUGUGAGAUCUCAUGGGCCAAGGAAGACUUUGAACUUCCUAUCAAAUGAAAGGGAGACCACCAACCUACUUUUUUGCCUAUGUCAUAUCACAGUCUUCAUCCUUGGAUGCCUCCCUUUGAAGGUGCUCCCAACCAGGGAAACCUCCGGCUGGUUCUGCUGGGUCCAGAGCAAACAGCCAUCCCGUCGCUGUACUCUCGCACUCAGAAUAGCUUCUCCACAGUUUAUUUUUCCUCUUUGAAGAGAUGAGUGGUUAUGAGGCUGGAGACAGGCUCAAAGGUUAAGAGAUGAGUGGUCAUGAGGCUAGAGAUGAGCUCAAUGGUUAAGAGAUGAGCAGUCAUGUAGGACUGCAUUUAUGUAUCAAGAUCAAGAUAAAAGCCAUUGCUGUUGAGAUGGGCAUGGCAGCUCCUGCCUAUAAUCUGAACUCUCAGAGGCUGAGGCAGGAGGGUUGUCGUAUAUGUGAGGCUAGCUUGAGCUAUGCAGCAAGGCCCAGACUAGCCUGGGUUACAGAGAAAUAAGACUUGGUCUCAA
Molecule: messenger RNA, 7994 nt
Organism: Peromyscus leucopus (white-footed mouse)
Lineage: Eukaryota; Metazoa; Chordata; Mammalia; Rodentia; Cricetidae
Gene: Ncam1
Product: neural cell adhesion molecule 1
Exons: 20
Coding region: 334-2625 (763 amino acids)
Biological process (GO): cell adhesion
Cellular component (GO): membrane
Molecular function (GO): protein binding
Source: RefSeq, a predicted model, not a curated record